CUGCGCGCGGGGAAGCGGUUUGGGCUGCCGAGCUAGAGACGCCCACGAUGACCGCUGAGGCUGGGGGGAGGAGGGGGAGAAGACGACCACUUCACUCUCCGUUGUGAGGUGUCCGUGGUGCGAGGGGUCGGCAGGGCAAGAGUGUUUAAAAGGGAUCGCAGUAGUAUCCUCCAGCGAACGCCAUGGGCAAGGAGAAAAUCCACAUCAACAUUGUCGUGAUUGGUCACGUAGAUUCUGGGAAAUCUACCACCACCGGGCACCUGAUCUACCAAUGUGGCGGCAUCGACAAGAGAACCAUCGAAAAGUUUGAGAGGGAAGCAGGCGAGAUGGGCAAAGGUUCUUUCAAGUAUGCCUGGGUAUUGGACAAGUUGAAGGCUGAACGUGAACGUGGCAUUACCAUUGACAUUUCUCUCUGGAAAUUUGAAACCAGCAAGUAUUAUAUCACCAUCAUUGAUGCCCCUGGGCAUCGAGACUUCAUUAAGAACAUGAUUACAGGUACUUCACAGGCUGACUGUGCUGUACUGGUUGUUGCUGCUGGAGUAGGUGAGUUUGAGGCUGGCAUAUCCAAGAAUGGCCAGACACGGGAGCAUGCCCUGCUGGCAUACACUCUGGGUGUGAAGCAGCUCGUUGUUGGAAUAAAUAAGAUGGAUUCUACUGAACCACCAUACAGUCAAAAGAGAUUUGAUGAGAUUGUCAAGGAAGUCAGUACCUACGUCAAGAAAAUUGGUUACAACCCAGAUACUGUGGCAUUCGUACCAAUCUCUGGCUGGCAUGGUGACAACAUGUUGGAAGUUAGUACUAAAAUGGCAUGGUUCAAAGGCUGGAAGAUCACCCGUAAGGAGGGUAGUGCUAGUGGUGUUACUCUCCUGGAAGCUCUGGAUUCUAUUCUGCCACCUCAACGACCAACAGAGAAACCCCUUCGUCUCCCACUUCAAGAUGUCUACAAGAUUGGCGGUAUUGGUACUGUACCAGUGGGUCGUGUUGAAACUGGUCUUUUGAAGCCUGGAAUGGUAGUUACUUUUGCACCUGUUAAUGUCACAACAGAGGUGAAGUCUGUUGAAAUGCAUCACGAAGCCCUAUCUGAAGCUUUGCCUGGUGACAAUGUUGGCUUCAAUGUUAAAAAUGUCUCUGUAAAAGAUGUUCGUCGUGGCAAUGUCACUGGGGACAGCAAGAAUGAUCCACCAAUGGAAGCUGAAAAGUUCAUUUCGCAAGUAAUCAUCUUAAACCACCCAGGGCAAAUCUCUACUGGCUAUUCUCCUGUUUUGGAUUGCCAUACUGCUCACAUUGCCUGCAAGUUUGCUGAGUUGAAGGAGAAGAUUGACCGUAGAUCUGGGAAAAAAAUAGAAGAUAACCCCAAGUACCUGAAGUCUGGGGAUGCUGCCAUUGUUGAAAUGACUCCAAGCAAGCCCCUGUGUGUUGAGAGCUUCUCUGAAUAUCCACCCCUUGGCCGUUUUGCUGUCCGUGACAUGAGGCAAACUGUGGCUGUUGGUGUCAUCAAGAGUGUAGAGAAGAAGGUUACUAGUGUUGGCAAGGUCACCAAAUCUGCCCAGAAGGCUCAGAAAGGCAGAUGAAUGUUACAACAGUCAGCUGUCACUUCAGUCUCCUCAACUGGAGGCCCAGUUUUAGACCAGAUAAUCACAGUUUACCAUUUAAGCUCCAUAAUAAAAGACUGGUUAGAAAUCAAAAUGCAUCGUAAAUACUUCAGAAGGAAAGGAUUGUGGACCACAUUAAUCCCAUGUAGCAGUUUGUUAGUUUUAAAAGUGUACUUUAAAAGAGCAACCAAUGCCUUGACCAGCAAUUUGAAAAAUGAAAUUAAAAUUGUUAACCUAAGCAGAAUUCAUGGAAUUUUCCAAGAAUUUUUUUUCCAGGCUUUAUUUUUGAAGUUUAAAAGUAAGUAAUUUGAAUCUAGAAUUGUGCAGAAAGUUUGGUCAGGUGCAUUAGUCUGCCUUUGAUUCAUUCCAUAUUUUUGACAUCUAUUUUUAAAAAGAAAAUCUAGAUAUCAAAGUUUGUUAACAAAGCAUUAAUCAUAAAAUUUUGGAUAUUAUUGCUAAAAAUGUUUCAGCUAUUAAAUUUCAUGGAAAAUGAAUGCAUUUUUUGUGGGAUAAACAGCUUUUUUUUUUUACUAAGUAUAUUGAUUUAACCUUGCCAAAUUGGCUGAUUUCUUCAUUUUCAUAAUUAGAUGGUGGUUGAAAAAGUGGAUGAUGCACAGUUAGUGAAAUGACUAGUACUGGAUCCAAGUACUAAAGCUGCCCAAUAAGUCGGUUUAAAAUCUAAUCCUGAAUCUCCCUAUAGUUGUUUAAUCAUUCCUUCCCUGUGCAAUAAUAUGAGCCCUAGCUAUUGCAUUUAUUAGCUGAAUUGGUUAUAUGAAACUUGCAUUGUUCACCCACCAACUGGAAUUGUAUAAAAUGUUGAAAUGCUUUCCUAAUUUGAAAACAAGGGAAUGAAUUUACUGAAUCUGGUGCACUCCUUACCAACACUGCAUAGUUGACUUGCCACCUUAAGACAAAUAGGUUGUAUAAGGAAUACAGACUCGACCCAUUGUAUGAACAUUUGUUUAGUUUUAGCUAAAACUGUGCUUUAUAGUUGAUAUUUGUUACUGCAGUGUCAGUAUGAUCUGUGAUUGACUGUUAGAACCUGUUUCCCUUUCUCUGCUGCCUGUCAUGCACAUUGUGUUGUGCCUGUUUGUGCAAAAGUUGAAAAGUAAGGUUCAAUGUUUAAUUCUGUUUAUCAUUAAAAAUCAAAAUGAUAUUCAACAGUCA
Molecule: messenger RNA, 2759 nt
Organism: Hypanus sabinus (Atlantic stingray)
Lineage: Eukaryota; Metazoa; Chordata; Chondrichthyes; Myliobatiformes; Dasyatidae
Product: elongation factor 1-alpha 1
Exons: 8
Coding region: 183-1571 (462 amino acids)
Biological process (GO): translation; translational elongation
Molecular function (GO): translation elongation factor activity; GTPase activity; GTP binding
Source: RefSeq, a predicted model, not a curated record